Molecule: messenger RNA, 795 nt
Organism: Capronia epimyces CBS 606.96
Lineage: Eukaryota; Fungi; Ascomycota; Eurotiomycetes; Chaetothyriales; Herpotrichiellaceae
Exons: 1
Coding region: 1-795 (264 amino acids)
Molecular function (GO): oxidoreductase activity
Source: RefSeq, a predicted model, not a curated record
AUGCCAUCCACCUCCAAAUAUACGUCCAAACUCGCCGGAACUGCCGUCCUCAUCGUCGGCGGCUCGUCCGGUAUCGGCUUCGGCGUGGCCGAGGCGCUGGUCGAGAACGGCGUAGGCCACAUCUACCUCUCGUCGUCGCAGUCCAGCAAAGUGGCCGCGGCUGUCGAGAGGCUCAAGGCGGCGUAUCCGACCGAAACGGCAAAGACCACCACCGUCACAGGCCUGACCGUCGACCUGGCCGACGAAGUCCACGCCGAAGACAACGUGCGCAACCUGUUCGCCCAGAUCGACCGUAAGCUUGACCACAUUGUCUUCACCGCCGGGGACGCGUUGGCCCCCAGCUCGCUCGACGAUGUCACCCUGGCCUCGGCGCGGAAGCUUGGUCAGGUGCGCUUCUUUGGAGCCGUGCUGGUGGCCAAGUACGGCAGCCGCGUGCUCAAUCCGGGCCCUGCCUCAUCCAUCACAUUUACCACAGGCGCGGCCGCAGAAAAGCCGACGCCCGGCUGGAGCGUGAUCGCUAGUUAUGCCAGCGCCCUGUUCGGCCUGACCCGUGGCCUCGCCCUUGACUUGAAGCCCGUCAGAGUCAAUCUUGUCAGCCCGGGCGCCGUCGAGACCGAGCUCUGGGACGGCUUCGGCCCGGCCAAGCCCGAGGCCCUGGCCCAGUUUGCCAGCAAGACAACCACCGGCAAGGUCGGCGCGGUUGAGGACGUCGUCGAGGGUUAUCUCUUCGCGAUCAAGGACAAGAAUGUCACUGGAACCAUCAUCAGGACGGACGGCGGUCUAUUCUUGGUUUGA